AUGCAGUUCGACAAGAAAUACCUUCGGCAGAACCAGUUCCAAGCAUUACCUCUUGAGCUAGCACUUCAGAUUAUUGGAACCAUACUGGGCUAUAUGUUUUCCGCCUUGGUGACACCUAGUGCUUUGAUAUGGAUCAAACCAACUCAUCUUUGGUAUAUCAUUGGCAUUCAAGUAACGAGGACCGCUUAUGUUAUUAUCACGAGCGGCCGUGACUCAAACCAUCUCGUCUACCAAAUUGCGCCGAAGGACCCCAACUGGAUAUUUGUUGGUCCAGAGUUUCAUUCACUCCAUCAUGUCUACCCUGAUCGCUACAUCGGCUCGUUUAUCAAGGUUCUCGACUGGAUUUGCGGUACUGCCUACUCGUUCAGAGGCAAACGCUUUGUGAUCACUGGAGCAAAGGGGGGGUUUGGUCACGCAAUUGCUGCAGAACUCGAGCGUGAAGGGGUAAACAGCAUUCACAUGUUGGAUUCUGUUACUGAUUGGGAACAUGACAAUUUUGAGAAUGCAGUCCCACUGCUUUCUAAUUCCGACAUUCUGAUCCUAGCUCACAGCUUGGAAGACCAGGAUGAAGUUGAAUUGAAUUGCAAGUCAGCCAUUCGACUUGUCAAAUUAUUCAAGAAGCACAAAAUCACCAACCACCCCGGUCCAACACUUCCAGAAGUAUGUCACAACGAGAAUUCCUACCACAUGCUCGUUCUUUCUAUGCUGACCCCGACAUACUUUACCGCCAUAUCGUCCCAUCGUCAUUUUGCUCGAUUGUGA
Penicillium pulvis is the source of this 762-nucleotide messenger RNA. RefSeq lists its product as uncharacterized. Lineage: Eukaryota; Fungi; Ascomycota; Eurotiomycetes; Eurotiales; Aspergillaceae. The transcript is spliced from 2 exons. Bases 1 to 762 code for a protein of 253 amino acids. The record is from RefSeq and is a predicted model, not a curated record.